AUGCUUGAGCAAUUUGGUAUAAUCACGCCUCAGGGCCAGGUCCUCUACCAAUACAACAUCUCGGGCAAGAGAUUCGCAGAAGUACAGAUCAAUAAGUUCAUAGCUCAUCUCAUUGCAUCUCCAGGUGCUAAGGGGGCCGAGCACAAUGGAAAGUUUUCCAUUGUUAACAUUAAUAGUGGAGGGCCAACUAAGAACGCUCGUGGAUUCUGCACAAUGUAUCACAUCACGAAGCAACCAGAGCUUUACUAUUUUGCCACAUAUUCAGAUGCAUCUCUACAACUGAAUGAUGAGGCUGAAGAGAUUUUGACUUUGGCACUCUCGUUGUGGGACUCGCUCAAGUUGAAUUUAGGAAUCAUAGAUAAUCUUAAUGGGAAAGGGGAUAAAAAUGAACACAAUUACGUGGAUAUACUACAAGGUUUAGAUGAUGCGGUUAGGAAAUUCGAUCAAUAUCUAAAAGUCAAAUAUGAAGCGUCAAUAAAGAAAAGCCAUGUUUUAAAGGAGAAAACGAGCACUGAAUCAUAUCAAAAGAAACGUAAUAACGACUCAAAGGGCAGUAAGAAGAAGAUAGCUCAGUCCAAUGCAAGUGGAAGAAAAUGGGGUCAAAAUGGAAUGAUGGAAGAGAUAAACUCAAAAGAUGCCUCUCUACUUGAUUUCUCUGCAGAAGGCGACGAAGAAAAUUCCUAUUCCAUAAACGCCACCAUUGAAAAGGAUUCGUUCGGUAAUAGAACCGAGAAUGGUGAAUUUUUAAUCAAGGAGAUCGAUGAACUUUUAUCGAAGGAGAAAGUGACCUCUCAGCAGCCAGCUAAAGAAACGACGUUGGACAACGCUUUUGGUUUCUUAAAAAAGCAUGUUUUAGGGAACAAAACAAUUACAGAGCAGGAUUUAAAUUCUAUUCUAGAGCAGAUGAAGCAGCAAUUGAUUACUAAGAACGUUGCACCAGAAGCAGCGGCCUUUCUGAUGGAUCAAGUAUCAAAAGACUUAGUAGGAUCAAAGACUGCAGGUUGGACAAGCGUUGAAAUAACGGCUCGUGAAGCUUUGACAAAGGCACUAACACAAGUUUUAACACCUGGUGUUUCCGUCGAUCUUCUGCAUGAAAUUCAAAAGAAGGCGGAAGAGAAGCAACCCUACGUAUUUUCUAUUGUGGGUGUUAAUGGUGUUGGAAAAUCUACAAAUCUGUCAAAAUUGGCUUUUUGGCUGCUGCAAAAUAACUUUAAAGUACUGAUUGUUGCAUGUGAUACGUUUAGAUCGGGGGCAAUCGAGCAAUUAAGAGUUCAUGUUGAAAACUUAGCCCAACUUACCGACGAAUCACACAUUCGUGGAUCAAAAAAUAAGAGAGGCAAAUCGGGAAAUGAUCAUGUUGAGUUAUUUGAGGCAGGCUAUGGUGGAUCCGAUUUAGUGACGAAAAUUGCGAAACAGGCCAUUAAGUAUGCAAAAGACCAGGAUUUCGACGUUGUCUUGAUGGACACUGCUGGCAGAAGACAUAAUGAUGCGACUCUCAUGUCACCUCUGAAAUCCUUUGCUGAACAAGCGAAUCCCGACAAGAUCAUUAUGGUUGGUGAAGCUUUGGUAGGAACAGAUUCUGUGCAACAGGCAAAAAAUUUUAACAAUGCGUUUGGCAAAGCUAGAGAUAUUGAUUUUUUCAUUGUUUCCAAAUGUGAUACUGUGGGUCAAAUGUUAGGUACUAUGGUUAAUAUGGUGUACGCUACGGACAUUCCUAUACUAUUUGUAGGUGUCGGCCAAACUUACACUGACUUAAGAACUUUAAGUGUUAAUUGGGCAGUAAACAUUCUAAUGUCAUAA
Zygotorulaspora mrakii is the source of this 1800-nucleotide messenger RNA. It is a transcript of the gene SRP101, whose product is annotated as Signal recognition particle receptor subunit alpha. Gene Ontology annotation, molecular function: GTPase activity; ATP hydrolysis activity; GTP binding. The transcript has a single exon. Lineage: Eukaryota; Fungi; Ascomycota; Saccharomycetes; Saccharomycetales; Saccharomycetaceae. Bases 1 to 1800 code for a protein of 599 amino acids. The record is from RefSeq and is a predicted model, not a curated record. Gene Ontology annotation, biological process: SRP-dependent cotranslational protein targeting to membrane. Gene Ontology annotation, cellular component: signal recognition particle receptor complex; endoplasmic reticulum membrane.